AUGUUGGCGGACGCUCGUGACGGAGCUCGGGUCCCAAUAUCGAUCGUCCGGCACCGAGAAACGCCGGUCGACGGGACUGCUCCCCUGUACCUCUACGGUUAUGGGGCCUAUGGCCUCGCUAUGCCUCCCUCCUUUUCCACCACGCGUCUUUCGCUGCUGGACCGGGGUUUCAUUUUCGCCAUUGCACACAUCCGUGGCGGGGACGACCUAGGAUACCAUUGGUACGAAGCAGGCAAGCUGGACCAGCGCUCCAAUACUUUCAAUGACUUCGUAGACGUUGCCCGUCACCUCCUAGGGGGGGGGUACGGAUCGGAGGGACGCAUCGCGAUCGCCGGGGGCAGCGCCGGCGGGCAGCUGAUGGGUGCAGUGGUGAACCAGGCACCGGAGCUGUGGGGUGCAGUGGCCGCACAUGUCCCGUUCGUCGACGCGCUGAACACGAUGCUGGACGACAGCCUGCCGCUCACGCCCAUCGAAUGGCCCGAAUGGGGCAAUCCCAUCGAGGACAAGGCCGCCUUCGAUUGCAUCCGGUCGUAUUCUCCGUAUGACCAACUGAAGCCGCGCGACUAUCCUCCGAUACUGGUCACCGCGGGGUUGAACGACCCCAGGGUUACCUACUGGGAGCCAGCCAAGUACGUGGCCAAGCUGCGGACGCUGAAGACGGACAGCAACCCGCUGCUACUGAAGACAAACAUGGGCGGGGGCCACGGGGGACGGUCGGGGCGCUUCGACCGGCUGUACGAGGUGGCUGAGGAGUAUGCCUUCAUGCUGGCGAGCAUGGGGCUGUUGGAGUAG
This is a messenger RNA of Geodia barretti, 792 nucleotides long. The record is from the annotation of a GenBank genome assembly. Lineage: Eukaryota; Metazoa; Porifera; Demospongiae; Tetractinellida; Geodiidae.